Miscanthus lutarioriparius is the source of this 1509-nucleotide messenger RNA. The record is from the annotation of a GenBank genome assembly. NCBI's taxonomy places the organism in Eukaryota, Viridiplantae, Streptophyta, Magnoliopsida, Poales, Poaceae.
AUGGCGAUCCCUCUCCUCUUGCUCCUCCUCGUUCUCUCCUCUGCUUCAGCGGAUGAGUACGGGGACGAGCUGCUGCGGCGCGCGUGGGGGGAGCGGGAGUGGAUGGUGAGCGUGCGGCGGCGCAUCCACGCGCACCCGGAGCUCGCGUUCCGGGAGCACCGCACCGCAGCCCUCGUCCGCGAGGAGCUCGAGCGCCUCGGCCUCCCCAUCCGCGCCGUCGCCGGAACGGGCGUCGUCGCUGAUGUAGGCUCCGGGGCGCCCCCCUUCGUGGCUCUCCGCGCCGACAUGGACGCGCUCCCGCUCCAGGAAUUAGUGGAGUGGGAGCACAAGAGCAAGGUGGACGGAGUGAUGCACGCCUGCGGGCACGAUGUCCACACAGCGAUGCUUCUGGGGGCAGCAAAGUUACUCAGUCAGCGUAAGGAUCAGCUCAAGGGAACAGUGAGACUCCUUUUUCAACCUGCCGAGGAAGGUGGUGCAGGUGCAUCUCAUAUGAUAAGUGAAGGGGUUCUGGAUGGUGUUGAAGCCAUAUUUGCAAUGCAUGUUGACUAUCGGAUACCAACUGGUGUAAUAGCAGCUCACCCAGGACCAACACAAGCAGCUGUAUGUUUCUUUGAAGCAAAAAUAGAAGGUAAAACUGGGAUGGCUGAAACCCCACACUUAAAUGUGGAUCCUAUUGUCACUGCAUCAUUGGCCAUCCUGUCCCUGCAGCAGCUUAUUUCCAGAGAAGAUGAUCCUCUUCACAGCCAAGUGGUCUCGGUUACCUAUGUGAAAGCUGGAAAAGCCCUUGAUGCUACCCCUGACGUCGUUGAAUUUGGAGGUACUUUGAGGAGCCUCACCACUGAAGGCCUUUAUCGUCUGCAGAGAAGGGUUAAAGAGGUAGUAGAAGGCCAGGCUGCAGUACAUAGAUGCAAGGGAGCCGUUGAUAUGAAGAGUGAGGACUACCCAAUGUACCCUGCUGUUGUGAACGAUGAGAAGCUGCAUCGCCAUGUAGAGGAUGUCAGCAGACGCUUGCUUGGCCCGGACAAGGUGGAGCCUGGAGAGAAGAUCAUGGCAGGCGAAGACUUUGCUUUCUACCAGCAGCUGAUUCCCGGUGUUAUGUUUGGCAUCGGAAUUAGAAACGAGAAAGUAGUAGAAGGGCAGGCGGCUGUACAUAGGUGCAAGGGAGCUGUUGACAUGAAGGUUGAGGACUACCCAAUAUACCCAGCUGUUGUGAAUGACGAGAGGCUGCAUCGAUACGUAGAGGAUGUCGGCAGAGGCUUGCUUGGCCCUGGCAAGGUGAGACCAGGGGAAAAGAUCAUGGCCGGAGAAGACUUCGCUUUCUACCAGCAGCUGGUUCCCGGUAUUAUGUUUGGCAUCGGCAUUAGGAACGAGAAAGCUGGUUCUGUUUACUCAGUUCACAACCCCUAUUUCUUCGUUGAUGAGGACGUCAUUCCUGUUGGGGCUGCUUUGCAUGCUGCGAUUGCAGAACUUUACUUUACUGAGGGCUCCUCUCUCAACAAAGACUCGUAG